CGCCGGUAUGCGGAGCUAAUGAUGCGGAGUCGCUGUCAGUGCCGUUGCUGUUGAGAGUGACACUGCCUCUGGCCUGAGAUGGGCAGCCGGAAGCGGGGGCACCCUAACCUGCCGGACAAAGGCUUCGGGCGCCCCUCGGAAAAGUGCCCCUGCCGAUCUGAUGGGAAGCGGGGCGCUGGCUACCCCCGCUCCUCCCCGGAGCACCGGUCUCUGCUGGACUCGCUGGAGAGCCGUCUGCGGAAGGGGCUGCCCAUCCUGCCCCUGCUGCUGGAGUGCCAGGACGAGCUGGAGCAGGCCGUUGGCUCGACGGAGCUGAGGCGGAUAGACGUGUUGCUGCUGAUCCGGGCGCUGGGGGAGGCGGUGGCAGAGAUCCCUGAGGGCGAGGGGGGGGAGGAGGAGGAGCGGAAGGGCAAGGGGCUGUUGCUGGCCAUCCUCCAGCCGGUACUCCAAUCCUCCUUCUUGCUCCGGCACCUGCUCCGGUUCGUGGCCGGGAUCGGGGAGGCCACAGCAGUGGUGGUAGAGGUGGAGGUGGAGGUGGAUGCCGUGGAGACCCUCCUACGGAAACUGAUCCUGGUCGACCCCGAGGCCGUUCGGCCCCUGGUCCACGUGCCGGCUGACUUGCUGCACGCUCGGCUACAGAGGCUGCAGAGCCAGGGGCUCAGCCUCCCCUGGCCCACCCGGCGGCGGCUGUGCGACCUGCGGCAGACCGUCAACGCUCAGUUCCCCCCUGCCGCUCAGCUGCUCCCGGAGGAGGCCGCCUUCAGCGAGUUGCGCCCCCGGGACAUCCGCCAGCUCCCCGUCGUCCCCACGCCUGAGGAACUGCUGUGCGGCCCGGACCCCUGGCUGCAGCCUAACGUGGUGCAGGGACCCCACGCCAGUACCCGGGCUUACUUGGAUGCCCUCUAUCGCCUGCUGCGCGAGGACGUGCUCAGGCCACUGAGGGACGGGCUGGCUGCUUGCCUGAUCGCACCUGCCCUGCGCCGCAAACUGCCCGGCGCCCUCAAGGCCUUCCGGGGGCUGCGGCUCCUGGGCCCGGACUGCCAGUGGGAAGGAGUCGCGUACAAGGCUGUUCUGAAACUCGGCCGUGGCUUGCCCCCGAAGUGUCUGGCCAAGGGCUCCCUGGUCUGCCUCUUCGCCACUGACUGCGAGCAGGUCUUCCCCGCCACUGUGGUGAAAAGAAAUGCCCAAGGUUUCCUGUGGCUGCGCUUCACUGCCAGCCACCGGGACCUGUCCCGCCAUCUCUACCGACACACCUUCUGCAUGGUGGAGUCCCCAGCCUUCUUCGAGCUCUACCGCCACGUCCUGCGGGGUCUGCAGGAGACGAAGCCUGCCCACCUCCCCUUCCAGCGGUACCUGGUGAGGUGCAGACGCCACGUCCGCCCACCACCGUAUCUCCCACCGCACGCCGCCCAUUUCGACAUGCAACCUCUGCUUGGGAGCAGCAGCGUAGCCAAGACGUGGAAUGGACCGGAUGAGGACGUGGGGCUGCUGCAGGAGGAGGGGACGGAGAUGGAUCACGUCAGUACAUCGGAGGAACAUGACUGCCCUGCUGAGGAUGACCCUGAGGCUGUAGGUUCGAGGGAAUCCUCAGCAGAGGUGGGAGAGUGUGCGGGGGAUGAGAUGGGUCACCCUGCCACAGGGACUGGCAGGCAGGAGGAAGGGGAGGAGGUCACUGAAGGGCAUAGCACGUGGGAUGCAUUGGAAGAGUUUAUCAGCAUCGUGAAGGAGGAAGGCGCCAAGACGGACCAGCGGUCGGGAGCAAAGAGCAGGCCUCCCGUCCAGCAUGACAGGGUGGUCCCCAGUCCGACGGGAAGCCCCUCCAAAGGGAGCAAGUACAUGGUCGACCCCUUCAGACAGGACCUCCGCGCGGUGCCGUGGUUGAAGCACGUUGACAGGUUGCAGCUCAAGGCUCUGCAGAAAGCCCUGACUCGGGAGUUCGCCAUCAUCGAGGGCUCGCCCGGCACAGGGAAGACCUUUGUUAAACGGAUGCUAGUGCAGCUGCUGCUUCACAAUCAGGGGCUGUGGCAGAAUGCCGAGAGGCUGGGGCAGGGCAACACCAUCCUUGUCGUCUGCCACACGGACCACGAGCUGGACCUCUUUUUGGAAGGGCUCCUUGAGUCUUACUGCUGCAGUAUCGUGCGGAUUGGUGGGGUUUGCAAAAGCCAGCAACUUCAGCAGUUCACGCUGGAGAACGUUCGCAAGCAGAGGCUGCAGGCAACGUUGACGCCCCUGCAGAGACGCCGAUUCAAAGAGAUUAAAGAGAAGAUCGAAGUCACCAAGGCGAACAUCGCUGACUGCUCCAAGGUCCUGGAGAUGCUCCAGUUGGGAAUCCUGCGAGACGACGAGCUGGCCCCCGAAAUGGAGGCUGAUGCGAAGGAACUGGGGUUGCCCUCGAUUCCCCUCAGUGACUCGAAGAGCGGGGUUAUCCUGGACUGGCUGAAUAUACCCUUCCACCUCUGGUCUCCGAUGGACACGGACUGGAAUCCUGAACUGCAGGAUGUGGGCAGGGAACAGGCACAGGGAAGCACCAGUCCCAUCGACCACUGUCCACUGGGCCCAGUGCCAGAGGCAGCCACAUCAGCUAACUCCGACUUUGCGGCCUCUGACGAAGAGGAGGGUGAGUGGAAGUCGUCUCCGUGCAGCGCAGAGCAGUGGGCCAGUGAGAAGUUUGCCUGCAUCGUCGACGCCAACACAAGGGACCAGCAGGAGCUGGCCAUUCAAAGACACUUGACUGAUCAGAGCGUCAUGACCGCAGAGGAAGUGCAGAAGAUCGAGAGCGUGUGGGACCUGUCCCUGGAGCACCGUUGGCGCCUCUACAGGAGAUGGAGAACAGCCUACCAGGAUAAACUGAAUGCCUCCAUGAAUGAAAACCUGGAGCUGUAUGACAGUCUGGCACAGGACCUCUCUGUACUGGACCUCGAGGAAACAGUGAUGCUCUUGGGCGAGGUUGAAGUGGUUGGCAUGACGGCUCUAGGUACGGCAAGGCACAGGGCCCUGCUGCAGCAAAUCCAGCCACGGAUUGUGGUCUUCGAUGACGUGUCCAAGGUUCUGGAGGCCCAAGUAGUGACCACCUUCACUCCAGCCUGCCAACACCUCAUUAUGAUCGGUGAUCGACAGGUGAAACCAAAGGUGGUGGAUUAUGAGAACGCGGUCAAGAUGGGUCUGAACGUCUCGUUGUUUGAGAGGAUGAUUGAAAACCAGAUACCCUCUGUGCAGCUGGUUGAGCAGCAGCGAAUGCAGACCGAGAUCUCCCAGGUGCCCGCUGGUCUGUGAUCCGCUAUGAGGACUGAGGAUGUCAGGUUUAGAUGUGUCGCUUCGCUGGGAUCUUCCACUGCACUGGGUUCUGUGCUUUCAAUCGCUCCAACUCUCUUCUCGGAAGAUUCAGAAGACAUUCGGACACACGCUGAUACUGAAGUGUACUGGGGCGUUGUGCCUUGCUCAGUUACCGCUCUGCAGACUCUUUCCUUAUCAACGGCGGGUAAUCUCAUCCCCACUGUGGAUGGGGUCCAUUUUUUCUUCCAAAAAUAUACAAGUAUAUUUUAUUCUUUGUACAGGAAAUACAAUCAGUGGAUGUUUUUAUGUUCUUCAUUAAACAUCUCCAUACUCCGAGUCAGAAUCGGAUUUAAUAUCACUGGCACAGGUUGUGGAAUUUGUUGUUUUGCAGCAGCAAAGUACUUGCAAUACUUAGUAAUAAAAGCUAUAAAUUACAGUGAGGAAUAGUGUGUGUAGAUGUAGAUAAUGAUGUGCAAAAGGGGGACAAAAAAUAGUGAGGCAGUGUUCAUGGGUUCAUUGUAUAUUGAGAAAUCUGAUGGCGGAGGAGUAGAAGCUGUUCCUGAAAAGUUGAGUGUGAAUCUUCAGGCUCCUGUACCUCCUCCUCGAUGGCCAGUACUGGGUGAUGGGGUCCCUUUUAUCAGGCGUCACUUUUUCAGUGUGGAUCCUGGGGAGGCGAGUGCCCGGCUUACUUUGAAACUUUCUGCAGCCUUUUCUGAUGUUAUCCUCCAUUGCCCUGUGUCAAAGGCACUCUCUCUAUGCUUUAUCGUGUACCUGUGGAAUGUUCUGGGGCCUGUUUGUGGGCCCAGACCAUCGGUGUCAAGUGGCAGCUGUCAUCUUUUUCCCACAGCAGCCCAUCCGGUGGCUGCACAGGAUCGAUAAAAGCUGCAGAAAGUUGUAAACUCAGCCAGCUCCAUCCUGGACACCAACCUCCCCAGUAUCGAGGACAUCUUCAAAAUCUGAUGCCACAAAAAGGCAGCAGCCAUCAUUCAGGUCCCCAUCACCCAGGACAUGCCCUCUUCUCAUUGUUACCAUCAAGGAGGAGGUACAGGAGCCUGAAGACACCCACUCAAUGUGUCAGGAGCAUCUGCCAUCAGAUUUCUGAAUGGACAGUGAACCCAUGAACACUACCUCAGUAUUUUUCCCUUCUCUUUUGCACUACUUAAUUUAUAGAUGUGUGUUUAUUUUUUAAAAUUGUAAUUUAUAGUUUUUGUUUUUAUGUAUUGCACUAUAUACUGCUGCUGCAAAACAACAAACUUUGCGACAUGCCAGUGAUUCUGACCCUGAUCCACUGCUCAGCACGUUGUCCUGCAGCCUGGGCUACGUCCCCCAGCGAUCUCCCAACAAGACUUCCACCUUGCGGACCUGAUGGUGUUGGAACUGUGUUCACGCGACGACGACACCUUCUCCCAAUGAAGCAAUCCAGGUGAAGAGCAAACCGCCACAUCUGCUGAAAGAGUCAGCCAGUCAGGCAGCAUCGGAGGAGGAGAGGACGAGGGAGACAUAGGAGAGUGCAGAUGUUGGAAUCUGGAUGAACUCAACGGUUUACAUAGAAACAUAGAAAAUAGGUGCAGGAGUAGGCCAUUCGGCCCUUCGAGCCUGCACCGCCAUUUAUUAUGAUCAUGGCUGAUCAUCCAACUCAGAACCCCGCCCCAGCCUUCCCUCCAUACCCCCUGACCCCCGUAGCCACAAGGGCCAUAUCUAACUCCCUCUUAAAUAUAGCCAAUGAACUGGCCUCAACUGUUUCCUGUGGCAGAGAAUUCCACAGAUUCACCACUCUCUGUGUGAAGAAGUUUUUCCUAAUCUCGGUCCUAAAAGGCUUCCCUUCUAUCCUCAGACUGUGGCCCCUCGUUCUGGACUUCCCCAACAUCGGGAACAAUCUUCCUGCAUCUAGCCUGUCCAAUCCCUUUAGGAUCUUAUACGUUUCAAUCAGAUCCCCCCCUCAAUCUUCUAAAUUCCAACGAGUACAAGCCCAGUUCAUCCAGUCUUUCUUCAUAUGAAAGUCCUGCCAUCCCAGGAAUCAAUCUGGUGAACCUUCUUUGUACUCCCUCUAUGGCAAAGAUGUCUUUCCUCAGAUUAGGGGACCAAAACUGCACACAGUACUCCAGGUGUGGUCUCACCAAGGCCUUGUACAACUGCAGUAGUACCUCCCUGCUCCUGUACUCGAAUCCUCUCGCUAUAAAUACCAGCAUACCAUUCGCCUUUUUCACCGCCUGCUGUACCUGCAUGCCCACUUUCAAUGACUGGUGUAUAAUGACACCCAGGUCUCGUUGCACCUCCCCUUUUCCUAAUCGGCCACCAUUCAGAUAAUAAUCUGUUUUCCUAUUUUUGCCACCAAAGUGGAUAACUUCACAUUUAUCCACAUUAAAUUGCAUCUGCCAUGAAUUUGCCCACUCACCCAACCUAUCCAAGUCACCCUGCAUCCUCUUAGCAUCCUUCUCACUGCUAACACUGCCACCCAGCUUCGUGUCAUCCGCAAACUUGGAGAUGCUGCAUUUAAUUCCCUCAUCCAAGUCAUUAAUAUAUAUUGUAAACAACUGGGGUCCCAGCACUGAGCCUUGCGGUACCCCACUAGCCACCGCCUGCCAUUCUGAAAAGGUCCCGUUUAUUCCCACUCUUUGCUUCCUGUCUGCUAACCAAUUCUCCACCCACACCAAUACCUUACCCCCAAUACCGUGUGCUUUAAGUUUGCACACUAAUCUCCUGUUAUGGGACCUUGUCAAAAGCCUUUUGAAAAUCCAAAUAUACCACAUCCACUGGUUCUCCCCUAUCCACUCUACUAGUUACAUCCUCAAAAAAUUCUAUGAGAUUCGUCAGACAUGAUUUUCCUUUCACAAAUCCAUGCUGACUUUGUCCGAUGAUUUCACCGCUUUCCAAAUGUGCUGUUAUCACAUCCUUGAUAACUGACUCCAGCAGCCUCUGCGGGAGGAAAGAAACUGUCAUCAUUUCAGGUCGAACCCAGCAUCAGGACAAGAAGAAAUAAACACAAGAUCCUGCAGAUGCUGGAAAUCCAGAGCAACACACACAAAAUGUUGGAGGAACUCAGCAGGUCAGAUAACAUCUGUGGAAAUGAUUAAACCGUUGACGUUUGGGCCAAGACUCUUCAAGACUGGAAAGGAAGUGAGAAGACACCAGAAUAAGGUUGGGAAGGGGAGGAAGAUAGGUGAUGGGGAAGACAAGUGGGUGGGAAAGGUAAAGGGCUGGAGAGGAACGAAUCUGAUAGGAGAGGAGAGUGGACCACAGGAGAAAGGGAAGAAGGAGGGUUACCAGGAGCUGUCACCUACCUAUCACCUCCCCCUGGUGCCCACCUCCACCUCUUUCUCCCAUGACCUACUAUCUUCUCGUCUCAUAUUCCUGGCCCUUUAAACUUUCCCACCAAUCACAUUCCAGCUUCUUACUUCAUUCCCCUUCCCCCACUCACCUGGCUUCACCUUCUAGCUUGUUCUCCUUCCCCUCCCCCCACCACCUUAUUCUGGGUUCUUCCCCCUUCCCUCCUGUCCUGAUGAAGGGUCAGGGGCUGAAACGUCAACUGUUCAUUCGUUUCCAUCGAUGGUGCGAGACCUGCGGAGUUCCUCCGAGAAGAUACAAAGUUUUUUUUCUCUCCAGGCUGGUGACUGGUGAAACUUGGGAAGACCGUUUACAAAUCUACGGUAAAAGGAGAUACAUUCUGCGUAGUGUCAGUGUGCAAUAAACCCA
Molecule: messenger RNA, 6966 nt
Organism: Mobula hypostoma (lesser devil ray)
Lineage: Eukaryota; Metazoa; Chordata; Chondrichthyes; Myliobatiformes; Myliobatidae
Product: NFX1-type zinc finger-containing protein 1-like
Exons: 14
Coding region: 79-3273 (1064 amino acids)
Biological process (GO): regulatory ncRNA-mediated heterochromatin formation
Cellular component (GO): nuclear RNA-directed RNA polymerase complex
Molecular function (GO): helicase activity
Source: RefSeq, a predicted model, not a curated record